AGGAGACGUCGAGCGAUUGACUUGCGUGAACCCGUCAACCAAACGGAAGCGUGAUCCCCAGAGCAAGUACUGCUAGCUAGUGUACCGACAUAUCAGCCUCCACGUGAGUCUAAGCAUGUGACGGAGAGAAAUGGGCGGAUCACGUUAAUGGAGUGAGGGAGGCCACCCGAAACACACGGGAGCCCACGCUCUCACGCCGAUUAAGGUCGAGGGUUCUCGGAACUGGUAUGAUGCUGGAUUGGUCCUUGGAGACUACAAUUACAGCCAGGUAAUGGCCGUGGGUGAGUGUGCCAAGCUUCUCCGGUUGCAUACCAAGGGGAGUGGUAACAUUUUCAUUACCACCCUCAGUCGCAGCCCAAUGGUUGCUAUUGGGGGACUUGAUCCAAGAGAUUUCAAUCGGAAAUUCUACUCUGAUAGAGACAAUGGAGACAAUAAAUUCAGCCAACUCGACGUCACAGUUGGAGAAUCAGUUUUAUGGCGCCCAGAGUUGUUUUCUUCCAGUCAGUAUUCGAGUUGGGCGAUGGCUCCGACAAGGGAGGCACAUCGGUACCUCAAGGUUCCAGCUAAGCAUGGAUGCUCGUUCACUUUUGCCGGGUGGCGUGGCUUGCGCUCACUGGGGAUCCUCUCAGCUGAACGAUCCAAAAAAGGGUGGACAUCUCUUCAUAGCUCUAGAAGAAUGUGUAGACCGAGUAGUCACAGGUUCAAAAUGAGAUUCUGCUAAAUACAGAUCUCCAUGCGGAAGCCCCGAAGCCCUAGGAACUGGCGAAAUCUUGGGGGUUUUAAAGGAAGGAGGAAGCAGGCAGU
This is a messenger RNA of Cantharellus anzutake, 804 nucleotides long. RefSeq lists its product as uncharacterized. The transcript has a single exon. The record is from RefSeq and is a predicted model, not a curated record. Lineage: Eukaryota; Fungi; Basidiomycota; Agaricomycetes; Cantharellales; Hydnaceae. Bases 272 to 721 code for a protein of 149 amino acids.